AUGGAACUAGAUGAUAGCCCUAAUGAAUCCGAUUGGGAUAGUGAAGCAAUGUACAAUUUGGAUAAAUUUGAAGGAGAUAUCGCUAAUAAAAUUAAUGCUUCAACAGUUGCUUUAUUCAUUCGUGGAGCACCUGAGAAAGCUGACAGCAAAACUAAUAAAGGCAGAAUACAGUUAAAUGCUAUUCGGGAUCGCCGACAGUUAUGGAACAAUGCAAGGAUUCCGUAUGCCCUCACUAAACACACAUGCAUACAAUGGACACCAAGAACCGCUAUGGAUCGAGAUUAUGUCUAUAUUGUGCCGGAAAGGGGCUGUUACUCCAUGGCAAGACAAUUUGAAAAAUAUAGUCAAGCAACUAUACAAACUUUAGGCAGUGAUUAUGACUAUGGAUCUAUAAUGCAUUACGGACCAAAUGCCUUUACUAGAAAUGGUUUACCUACAAUAAUGCCUCGAAGGCAGGCUGCUAUUGGGCAGAGGGUCGGUUUUAGCAAGUUAGAUGCGUGGAAAAUUAAUACACUUUAUGACUGCCCUAAUUAUGGAGGGAGUUAUGGAGGUGGAAAUAGUCAGUCAUCGACUACUUCAUCUGUAUUUCCACAACCUCAACCAGUUGCAUCAACAUUAAGGCCUUUUGUUCCUACUACACCUAGAUUAUGCCGAAACACUCGUCCAGACUGUGAUCUCUUAGCCAGUCAAGGUUGGUGCUCCCGUAACCCCCAAUGGAUGCGUGAACAUUGUCCUGUCUCCUGUCGGAUGUGCUUAAUUCCAAAUGUGGAGACAAGAAGGCCAUCUCCACCACAUUCUCUUCCAUUCCCUUCUCCUCGACCUAUUGUUCCUUUGACAAGUACAAUACCAACAACAACAAGUACCUUACCACCAAUGCCUGUGUGCGAAGAUUUACGAGUUGACUGUGCAGAAUUAGCCAAACGGCGUUAUUGCAUAACUGCUCCCUCAUUUACUAGAACUUUUUGUGCCCGAUCCUGUGGCUUUUGUUUUGUUCCACUAGCUACUGAUUCUCCAGCUUCGAGUCUCGGCGGAAAUUCUUUAAUUAUAUCUUCAAGUCAAUCUCCUCCAACAACAUUUACGCAAAGACCAAUGGUCACUUUUUGGCCUUAUAGACCUUCAAGUUCUAAUGAAACAAAACCUCCAUUAUCCUCAUCUUUAUAUUCAAAAGGAAAACCUCCCAUGGGAAGUUGUAAGGACAGGAAACAUUUUUGCAGUAUAUGGAAACAUUCAGGAUUUUGUCAAGGAGUAUUUCAAGGAUAUAUGAAAAAGAAUUGCCCGGCAACUUGUGGAUUUUGUUAA
Molecule: messenger RNA, 1299 nt
Organism: Meloidogyne enterolobii
Lineage: Eukaryota; Metazoa; Nematoda; Chromadorea; Rhabditida; Meloidogynidae
Source: the annotation of a GenBank genome assembly